This is a messenger RNA of Lolium perenne, 339 nucleotides long. The record is from RefSeq and is a predicted model, not a curated record. Lineage: Eukaryota; Viridiplantae; Streptophyta; Magnoliopsida; Poales; Poaceae.
AUGCCCAGCCGCCCCGCCGCACCUUGCUCGCCCGCCUCGUGCGCACAUCGCCUCACGCCACCACCUCCUCGCUCGCCGCGCUUCGCAAGGCCGAAGCCUGCAGCCGUCGCUCGCUCGUUGGCCCCAUCCCCGCUGGCCCACGCGCCACCCUCCACCGGCCGAACUGCCACGCCCAACUCGCUGCAAGCCGCCCACGCCCACGCAUCGUUUCCGCCGCCGCCAGCGCUCGCCCCAACCACGCCCAAACGCAGCGGCAGCAACCGCCCCCGCGCACGAGCCGCGCCGCGCCCACGCUCGCUCCGCCUUGCAAAUCGCCCAAGACAAACUGUGCGCGUCUAG